AUGUUAUUAUCACAAUCCAAUGUCAACAGAAGCUUUACUAGUCAACCUUCAAGAUCAAUGAGUCAGAUCACCAACGACGUUGAAGAGUUAACUGACGAAGAAUUGCUAAAACAGGUGAAUGAUUUAAAACACCAAAUCCGAAUAUUAACUCUAGAAAAUGAGAUAUUUGAACGAACUAUGACGAGAUUAGAUCCGACUUUAUUAAAUGGAAUACAACAAGCGUUAGAAUUCGCGAGCAAACUAAGGAGAAGUUCUUCAAUAAACAUUAGCAGUUUCGUUAAAUCACAGACUUCAAAGGUAUUCUUUGAUUCUUUGACCAGUCCUUCUAGAAUGCUUGCGAGCCCUUCUAGAGUAUCUUCUAAAAGAGCAGAAUCUUCAGCAAGAAUUGGUGGCACUGUUACGUUUGGAACUGUUCCACAAAUUAAUGUCCUAGAAAGAUCGGAACUGGUAUCCAUCGAAAUGGAGAUUUUAGUUACAAAUUUAGAGAAAAUGAGGAAAAAGGCAGCUAAGCAACAAGCUUUAUUAAAAGCACAAUUGGAAGAAAUUGAAGUUCGAGUCAAUGAUAUACAGAAGGCAAAUGAAACGUUCAACCAACAAGUUAUAGUUGAAGGAUGGGAUAGAAUAGCACAAAGGAUUCCUGCUGAAAUUUGGAUCAAAUAUAUGAAUGAAUGGGUUAAGAUAGCCGAUAGUAAAAUUAGCAAACUAAGACUCCGAACAAGUACCUUAAACACUCAGUACAGUAAAUUGAAAGGGCAAAUAAAAGUGAAAGCUGAACUUAGUGAAAGCUUGAGACCAGUGGAUUUUGAAAAAAUUAACAUAGAAAACAACGAAUGUUUGGCAAUCAUAGAAAACAAACUGCAACAAUUGGCAGAAUUAAAAAAAAUGACUGGAGAUGCAAAUUUAACUCUAACUAUACACAAGAAAGCGUUAAUGGAGCAAGAUAUAUAUUUGAAUCAAAUUCUAGACAAUGUAAGGAACAAACAGAAACAAACUCAGAAUUUGCACAAGGAAACAGAAAUAAUACAAGUACAAGCUAAGAGCUUAGAAGAAAGAUUAGAAGGCAUCAAAAAAUUAAGAAUGGCAUACGAAGUUCCUGACAUAAUGGACUAUGUUUGUGUGAAAGCAGAAGUGACAGAUUUAAAACGUAGUGUAAAAUUAUUGCAGAACAGACUUCAUCUACUUCAAAUUGCUCUUUCAUCGCACAACAAGAAGCUAAAAAUUAAUGUAUUUGAGUAA
This is a messenger RNA of Parnassius mnemosyne (clouded apollo), 1236 nucleotides long. Lineage: Eukaryota; Metazoa; Arthropoda; Insecta; Lepidoptera; Papilionidae. The record is from the annotation of a GenBank genome assembly.